Molecule: messenger RNA, 2073 nt
Organism: Lachancea meyersii CBS 8951
Lineage: Eukaryota; Fungi; Ascomycota; Saccharomycetes; Saccharomycetales; Saccharomycetaceae
Source: the annotation of a GenBank genome assembly
AUGAAAAUUGAGAAAGCAGUAUUUUUGGUGUUGGCUAUUUUGGUUGGCAUCUCCUCGGGGUUGAUUUUAGUGGACUCGUCGUUGGCCUCUGCUUGUAUCUAUUAUGAGCGAAUGUUCGAUUGGGGCUGCGACUCGCACGGCAUGGGUUUAAAAGCCUAUAAGUGCCGUUGUGCCGAUGUCAACUGGCUUGGCACCAUGGCCAAUUGUAUUGGUAACAACACACAAAGCAAACGAGUGAGAGACCACGCUUUCAAGCACGUUGUUGUAAAAUGUCAGUCAAAAUAUAAAUUUGACUAUACCGUUGAUGACAUGUACCAAUACUGGAAGAAUGGUACCCAAUACCUCAGAGAUCCAACACCAGCAGACCUGACAAACCCUGUGAACACAACACUUCGAGUGGACCAGCCUGAAUUUGACUGGUAUUACAAAAAAUUCUCAGAGUACACUGCUUAUGCAGAGAAGUGUCAGUGGUUCGGUUGGGGCCUCGUUUUCUACUGGGUUACCAUAAUAGUAGUGACCACUAUUUACAACUUCAAUAACAAAUUCAUUGGCAUCAAUUUGACAAACAAGUGGAUUACAAGGACGCUAGUCAUACCGUCGAUUUUCAAAAACACAUUUCAAAGAUUUCCUGUAUUGCAUACGAUAUUUCCCGGGCCUUAUGCAUCUCGUUUGCAGGGUCUUGUGGUGACGGUUUUCAUUGUCCAAGUCAUCAUUACUACCGGUGUGGGUUAUGACAUGCAGUUGCCUCAUCCAUACCUGACGACCCGGUGGUUCAUGAAUCUCACGUUGCUGAGCUACAGGACCGAUUUGAUGUGUAUGUCCUUAUUUCCAGUGAUAUUUUUAUUCGGUAUUCGCAACAAUCCAUUUAUUCCGCUAACUGGAAUGUCAUAUGCGGCUUUCUCUUACUUCCACAAAUGGGUUGCCUACGUUGCGACGGUCCUGGCUUUUAUCCAUUCAAUUAUUUGGACCGCUUACAACGUUAAAACUCACGAAUACGCAAGCUCUGUUAGGGACCUCUAUUGGCAGUAUGGAAUCGCUGCCAUGAUUUUGAUGGCACUUCUUGUUUCUCAUAGCACGAAACUUUUGAGAGAUAUGGCUUAUGAGGUUUUCCUUUUCGUCCAUCAGUUCAUGAGCAUUUUCUUCAUUGUCUGCAUGUACUACCACUGCAACACUUUGGGGUGGCUUGGGUGGAUCUGGGCAAUGGCUGGUAUUCUCUGCUUUGACAGGUUUCUAAGGAUUGGCCGUAUAGUUUUGAGCGGUGGCUUGCAAAAGUCCGUUUUGACAGAUUGUGGAAACGGUAUCAUUAAAAUGACACUCAAGAAGCCAAAAUAUCUAACCUACACCCCUGGAACGUUCGCAUUCGUCUAUUUCUUGAACUGGAAGGCCUCGUGGUACUACCAGUGUCAGUCUCAUCCUUUCACCUUACUGAGCACCUCGACCCACGGCGACCAACUGGUCGUUAUAUUUAAGGCACACAAAGGUGUCACUAAACAGCUGCUCCACAGAUUGCUAAAAUCGGGCACAGACUCAAUCGAAAUAAAAAUAAUGAUAGAGGGUCCAUAUGGUGACGUGCUGCCUCAAAAGGUCAAAGUGGAAAGAAAGCUAGUGGGCGUGGCCGCGGGCUUAGGUGUCACCGCCGUUUACGCUCAAUUGGCACACCUGCUGGAUGUACAAGUACCUAUAAUGGGUUCCAAAAUGUACUGGGUGGUCAAUGACCUGGCUCACGUCUCAUGGUUUAACGACGAGAUUAAUUGGCUAAUAUCCAAAAACUGCGACGUCACAAUAUUGUGCACUACUCGAAGGGACGAGAACGACUCAAAGAGCCCAUCUUUAUACUGUUCUGUUGAUGAUUUCUCCGCAAACGUCACAGUAGAAUCUUUGCACGGCAGGCCUGAUCUGACUACUUUGGUAGAAGAAGAGGUUCGUGAGGCGUCGGAACAUUCGAGAGAUUUGACCUUCAUCAAUUGUGGGCCCGCCACUUUCAACGUCGACUUUAGAGCUUCGGUAGCAACGUCACUUAAUCAACCGAAAAGCAUCGACAUAGCGCUCUGCGAGGAGACUUUUACAUGGUAA